UGAAGCCUGGGCUCGUCUUGACCACAAGUUCGACUUGAUGUAUGCCAAGCGUGCCUUUGUUCACUGGUAUGUCGGUGAAGGUAUGGAAGAAGGUGAGUUCUCCGAAGCUCGUGAAGAUUUGGCUGCUCUUGAAAAGGAUUAUGAAGAAGUUGGCUCUGAUUCUUUGGGUGACUCUGAAAUUGAAGAAGAUGUCGAAUAUUAGUUCAUUCACAUUUAUUAUUUAUUCUAUCUACAUUCGCCUUCUGAGAUAAGCGAAAGAAAGAGAGAGAAAAGAAGAAAUCAAUAUACAUAUAUACAUAUAUAAAAAACGUCCAUAUAUCCUUCCCUUUAUACAUUUUAAAUAAACUUUAGCUUUAAGCCUUUUUUUUGGGAUGUAA
This is a messenger RNA of Gilbertella persicaria, 377 nucleotides long. RefSeq lists its product as uncharacterized. Gene Ontology annotation, cellular component: microtubule; cytoplasm. The record is from RefSeq and is a predicted model, not a curated record. NCBI's taxonomy places the organism in Eukaryota, Fungi, Mucoromycota, Mucoromycetes, Mucorales, Choanephoraceae. Gene Ontology annotation, molecular function: structural constituent of cytoskeleton; GTP binding. The transcript has a single exon. Gene Ontology annotation, biological process: mitotic cell cycle; microtubule cytoskeleton organization. The coding region runs from base 38 to 202 and encodes 54 amino acids.